AGAUUUUUGCGUUUUCCUUGAAGAAAAAGAACUGAAUUUUCUCAUCCGUUGAAAUCGGGCCAGAAGAGACGCUGCUCUUGCUUUCUCAAUAACUUACUUCCCUUCAGGUCUUCUCCGUUUCAGUCUUUGUAGAGAUCCUUUGAUCUGGAGCCGGCUGCCUGCUGUGAUUUUUCGAUUGAGGAGAGUUGGAUUUAGGAGGCCAGAGGAAACGAAAGCGUGCUUUUGGUGCUGAAGAGGGGGCGAAGGUGAAAAUGCCAGAUAUUCAACUUGGUGCUCACAAUUUUAGAUCCCAUGGAAUUAAAGUUGCAAAAUUCCACAAGCAUGACUGGAUCAUACUAGUUUUUCUUGCCAUUAUUGAUAUUAUACUGAAUGUAAUCGAACCCUAUCACCGUUUUGUGGGAGAAUUUAUGAUGACAGAUCUUAGAUAUCCAAUGAAGGGCAAUACAGUGCCAUUUUGGGCUGUCCCUUUGAUAGGAGUCAUUUUGCCAAUUUUUAUCAUCACCGGCAUUUACUUCAAAAAGAGAAAUGUCUAUGAUCUGCACAAUGCAAUAUUGGGCCUCCUAUUUUCUGUUCUUAUUACUGCUGUCUUAACUGAUGCAAUCAAGGAUGCUGUUGGUAGACCGCGACCAGAUUUCUUUUGGCGCUGUUUUCCAGACGGCAUUCCCAAAUAUGACAACUUCACCACAAGUGUUAUAUGCCACGGAGAGAAAAGUGUUAUCAAGGAAGGUCACAAGAGUUUUCCUAGUGGGCAUUCUUCAUGGUCUUUUGCUGGUCUGGGCUUUCUUUCAUGGUAUCUAGCUGGGAAAAUCAGAGCUUUUGACAAGAGGGGGCAUGCCGCCAAGCUUUGCAUCGUGCUGCUCCCUCUCCUAUGUGCAGCACUUAUUGCAAUCUCUCGAGUGGAUGACUAUUGGCACCACUGGCAAGAUGUAUUUGGAGGCGGCACUUUAGGACUGGUGGUCUCCUCAGUUUGUUAUUUGCAGUUCUUCCCUCCCCCCUACGCUGAAGAUGGUUGGGGCCCUCAUGCAUAUUUUCGAGUGCUGGCAGAGACAUUAAACACAACAGUUCCAACUACGAACGCUACAAAUACGACGAGGCCUGCGGAGAUGGACACCAUCUAUAUUGCCUCAGACAGACAGAAUCCUUAUUCGAGUCCUAGGGUUAAUGGCACAUAAGGUGGUGUUGGUGCUCUGGUAUAGCGAUGUUCUUGAUCAUUUUUGUGCUUGUUUUGGAUCUAUCUUAUUAGAUAUCUUCAGUAGGAAUUUGAUUUAUUAUUUUAUAUAUUUUCCCUUUUUUUGUGAAUUUGAUAAUACCUUACAUAUUAUGUUGGUGUAGCUUUUCUUAUGUUUUGUUUGUAAAUAUAUGUAACUUUUAAUUCAUGUAAGGAUAUAUAUGAUGGAGGUUUUCACUA
This is a messenger RNA of Phalaenopsis equestris, 1408 nucleotides long. RefSeq names its product lipid phosphate phosphatase 2-like. Gene Ontology annotation, biological process: phospholipid metabolic process. Gene Ontology annotation, molecular function: phosphatidate phosphatase activity. The record is from RefSeq and is a predicted model, not a curated record. Lineage: Eukaryota; Viridiplantae; Streptophyta; Magnoliopsida; Asparagales; Orchidaceae. The coding region runs from base 252 to 1172 and encodes 306 amino acids. The transcript is spliced from 8 exons.